AUGAAGGCUUUUCACUGGAUCCUCCUGUACUGCGCUGCACCCCUGCUGUCUGAUGUACAGGCCACAUACCACCUCAUGGCAGGGGAUCCCGAGCUAAUGGCUGCUCAGAGUUACGCUCAAACCAGAAAUAACGUGCGCCCACCGCUCAGGACCCUGAAUCCAGCAAAGACAGACUCUCAGUGCAGAAGCCGUUCCCUGGACCUGGUCUUCAUCAUUGACAGCUCUCGCAGCGUGCGUCGAGGAGAGUUUGAGAAGGUUAAAAUCUUUCUGGCCAACAUGGUCGACACCCUCGAAGUGAGCUCAGAUUCCACCAGGGUGGCUGUGGUCAACUACGCCAGCACGGUCAAGACAGAGUUCCUGCUCAAAGACUAUUUUAGCAAACUAGACUUGAAGAAAGCCAUCUCCCGCAUUGAGCCCUUGGCGACUGGCACCAUGACCGGCCUCGCCAUCAAAACUGCAGUGAAUGAAGCUUUCACCGAGCAGUCUGGAGCCCGGCCUCGUUCUAGGAAUAUCUCCAAGGUGGCCAUCAUCGUGACAGACGGGAGACCUCAAGACCAGGUGGAAGAAGUGUCUGCUGCAGCCCGGGGAAAAGGUAUCGAGAUCUACGCUGUCGGGGUGGACCGUGCGGACAUGCGAUCCCUGCAGCUGAUGGCCAGCACCCCUCUGGAGGACCACGUCUUCUACGUGGAGACCUACGGCGUCAUCGAGAAGCUCACGUCCAAGUUCAGAGAGACCCUGUGCGGUGUGGACCCCUGCUCCAUGGGACACGACUGCGAACACAUUUGUGUCAACAGCAACGCCUCGUAUUACUGCAAGUGCCGGAAAGGUUAUAUCUUGAAUGCGGACAAGAAAACAUGUUCCCUGAAACAGGUGAAAGUCGAGGUGGUGGAGGAUCCCUGCAAAUGCGAGGCUAGACUGGCUUUCCAGAAGCAGACGCAGGCAGCCAUCCAACAGCUCACAGCCAAGCUUGCUGACGUGACUGGGAGAAUAGAGCGUCUUGAGAACAUGGUGGGCCGUGCCUGA
Pelmatolapia mariae (spotted tilapia) is the source of this 1023-nucleotide messenger RNA. RefSeq names its product matrilin 3a (gene matn3a). The coding region runs from base 1 to 1023 and encodes 340 amino acids. The transcript is spliced from 5 exons. NCBI's taxonomy places the organism in Eukaryota, Metazoa, Chordata, Actinopteri, Cichliformes, Cichlidae. Gene Ontology annotation, molecular function: calcium ion binding. The record is from RefSeq and is a predicted model, not a curated record.